AUGAAAAAAUUGAAAAAGAUCCUCAAUGCACGGCGCGCUUCCAAAAGCGACGCAUCACCUGUGGGACGAGCACCUCAGCCCAAGCCGUCAGAGGCGGUCACGCAAAAGACAUCCCAGGCUCAUUCGCCUGCACGGCCUGAUACGCAGCAACUAGAGCUGCUCCCAUUUGAGAUCCGGCACCAUAUUCUUCUCGCACUUGGCAAUAUCGAAGACCUCUCUGCUCUGGUGCAUGCAUCCCCAGUCUUUCACGAGCAAUACGCACGCCGGCGAGGGUUUUGGCUAUGGAGAUACCUGCGGGCACAGAUGGGCGACGGCAUCAUUGACGCGUACACCGCAACCUUAUGCAGCAAGCCCGAUUUCGGCUGCAGCCGCCAAAAUGUGCAGGUCUUCUUAGCAGCGUACUAUUCGCGUCGCUCAGAAGGGGCUGAAGAAUUAUACAAAGAUGUGAAGGCAGAUGAUCUCGCCGCCAUUACAAGAUUCUACGUCGGCGUCGUGGGGCCUCUGAUACGCGAAUACACCCUCUUCACCCUCGAAGAAGAGACAGUUCUGAGAGAAGUCGAGCACAGGAGAAUCAUACGGGCCAUGUACCGCUUCCAGAUCUUCUGCUCUCUUUUCGGUUCCCCACGUUCCGACUCGAGACCAAAGUUCACGCAGGACGAGCAUCUCGCCCUCCUUAGCCACUUCGAGCCGUGGGAGACGGAGGAGAUUCUCUGCAUAAAUGACUUCGCGGACAAUACAUACGAGCGUGUGUUUGAAGAAAUUGAUGAAUUUGAUUUCCAGCCCGUGAAAAAGUCCCUUUCUGGCUUAAAGCAGUUUCUACAAAGCCCUCCUGGCAUCCUCUCUCUUGGUGUUCCCGUCGUCCGCCGGGGUUACAAAAUUGGUCUGGCUGCUUCAGGGUUGACCCUCUUAUUAUCCUUUCUCAGAACCGAAGAGCCGGAGAAGAAGUGGCAGAUGUUUACGGCCAUCAAGGAUACCGUUUUCAUGGACGAGGAUUGGAUGUGCGAGGCUACAAGCGAUGCCGUGCAGCAGAGACGGCGUCAGACCCAGCCUUCAGAUCGAGAUGCGGCACAGGACCGCCGGGAGGCAAUGGUCUUUUCCCACGAUACCGUAGACUCGCCUCCUCUAGGAUGGACCUUGAUAUGGAAGGAGACCUACAGUAACAUUUAUGGAUACUACGUGCCCUCCAGCUUGCGGAGGUGGGGAUACGUGAUGUGGGAUGCCUCACGUAUGGCUGAAUCUGGUGGUAUACGGGUUCUGCAUCAUAUGUGGAAGGAGCACUACGGUGAUGAGUAUCACGAAAAUGUAGUUGAUCCGAGAGAUAAUUUGUAG
This is a messenger RNA of Clonostachys byssicola, 1329 nucleotides long. The record is from the annotation of a GenBank genome assembly. NCBI's taxonomy places the organism in Eukaryota, Fungi, Ascomycota, Sordariomycetes, Hypocreales, Bionectriaceae.